CAGGUACAGGAGAUGUCUACUGCUGCUCUUGGGUAUCACAAGGUUGUGAAAGAGAACAGGAACCUAUACAACAUGGUUCAGGAUUUAAAAGGGAAUAUUCGAGUUUAUUGCAGAAUUAGACCUGCCUUCAGUGCCAAAACAAGAAAUGUGAUAGAUUUUAUUGGAGAAGAUGGGUCAUUAGUGGUUCUUGACCCAUUGAAAACCCAAAAAGAUGGGAGGAAAGUUUUUCAAUUCAAUCAUGUGUUUAGACAAACUGCUACUCAAGAUGAGAUAUUUAAGGACACUCAACCAGUAAUUAGGUCUGUAAUGGAUGGAUACAAUGUAUGCAUUUUUGCUUAUGGUCAAACUGGAUCUGGAAAAACACAUACUAUGUGUGGAUCAACUAGGGACCAGGGAAUCAAUUAUCUAGCUCUCAGUGAUCUCUUUCGGCUGUCUAAUACAAGGAAGAACAUCAUGAAAUAUGAUAUUCAUGUCCAAAUGGUUGAGAUAUAUAACGAGCAAGUACGAGAUCUUCUUGCCGAAGAUUCUAAAAACACAAAAUUAGAAAUUCGAAGCUGUACUAGUGAAAAUGGCUUGAGUAUUCCUGAUGCUUCCAUGCAUUAUGUGGAAUCCACCAAUGAUGUUCUUAGCCUGAUGAAACGAGGUGAUCUCAAUCGUGUUGUCAGUUCCACUGCCAUCAACAACCAAAGUAGUCGUUCCCACAGUGUCUUGACAGUACAUGUGCACGGUAAAGAUGUAUCUGGAAGUAUUCUUCGCAGUUGCCUCCAUUUGGUGGACCUUGCAGGAAGUGAACGGGUUGAAAAGUCAGAAGUUAACGGUGAUGGCCUCAAGGAGGCACAAUACAUAAAUAAAUCUCUUUCCUGUUUGGGAGAUGUGAUCUCGGCCUUGGCUCAGAAGAGUUCUCACAUUCCUUACCGAAACAGCAAGCUUACGCUACUCCUGCAGAAUGCAUUAGGAGGACACGCGAAAACAUUGAUGUUCGCUCAUGUGAGUCCUGAAGCAGAUUCUUUUGGAGAGACAAUUAGUACUUUGAAGUUUGCUCAGAGGGUCUUGACAGUUGAACUUGGUGUAUCUCAUAUGAACAAAGAGAGCAGUGAGGUUAUGGAACUCAAGCAACAAAUUGAGAGCCUCAAGAAGGCAUUGGCUAACAAGGAAGCACAGACUGUUCGACCUACUAAAUCAAAGGAGCCAAGAUCACCACUUGAGAAACCACCGCAUGCAAGGACUGAACGUACUCCUCCACGCUCCCAAAGGUUGAGCAUUGAAAAUUCCAACAAAACGGAAAUGAAGAGAGCAAUCAAUUCUGUUGACAAAAGGGGACCUAAGGAUCCAGUGCAGAUCAAACUAUCUGAAACUGUGAGCAAUCUCCUACCAUCCGAAGCAGUGUUGGUACAGAAAUAUACCCAAUUUCAAGAUCCUGUAGCAGCCACAAAGCCAUAUGGACAUGUCAGUAAUGGUGAAUCCAUGAUCGACAUAUAUCGUCCAAGGGCUCCUCUGAGUCCAACUCUUCAACCCAAGACACCUGAGCCACCAAAACUUGUUAGAAAUGAGGUUCAUAUCAUGAUGCACGGUGAGUCUAACUUUUCUACGGAGCCUCGAACCCCUGGCUUGACUAGUAAUGCAAAUGGAAAAGGAUCUCACAUAAGGAAAUCGCUUCGGACAAUUGGGAAGCUGAUUAAAGGCUCUGAGAAAAGGAAUCAACAAAAAAUGGUUGAAGCAUCCCCAGUAAAUGGCAUGCGCAAGAUUCAUGAUGCAAGGUCACCAGUUUCGUCUAAUGCAUCCCCACUAACGGGCGUCGUUCAAACAUCAGACAGGAGAUCUUCUCUUGGAGGUAAAUCAACAGACUCUUGUAAGUUAAACUAGCUGAACCCUCAUUUGCAUACCUUUUUGCUUUGUAGUCUACAACGGGGUAUAUUUGCUUAUAUUUGAUGAUUCCAUAUUAUCAAU
Messenger RNA from Camellia sinensis, 1947 nucleotides. NCBI's taxonomy places the organism in Eukaryota, Viridiplantae, Streptophyta, Magnoliopsida, Ericales, Theaceae. The record is from RefSeq and is a predicted model, not a curated record.